CAAAUUCAUUCCCUGAAGGAAGCAAGUGAGCGAGAGCGAGAAGGAGCGAGCGAUUGAUCGAUAGAGAGAGAGAGAGAGGGAUAAUUUAGGGGUUUUUUGAUCAUUUGGAGAAGAUGCAGCUCGGUGAUGUGGAUGUUUCCUCUCUCGACCUCAUGGCCGAUAUUCUGAAGGCUAAGCUCGAUGCGUCGGAGCUGCUCCAGUGGGCUUCGAAGUUGUACGAGAACCCUAGGUUUCUGGAGGUGGCCGUUCUAGUGGGAUGCCUCGCGGCGUUCCUUCUUUUCUGGCAGAGAUCAGGCGACAAAGAGCCGGCCCGGGUAGUGGCGCCGCCGGCUCCAGCGCCUAAGCGGGCCAAGAAGAUCGCGAGGGAUGCGGAAUCUGUCGAUUUGGGGAAAAAGAAGGUGACAUUGUUCUUUGGCUCGCAGACCGGAACCGCCGAGAGGUUCGCCAAGACUUUGGCGGAUGAGGCCAAUGCGAGGUACAAGAAGUCCGUCUUCAAAGUUGUUGACUUGGAUGAUUACGCGUAUGAGAAUCAUGAGUACGAAGAAAAGUUGAAGAAAGAGUCUCUCGCCCUGUUCUUCUUGGCGACAUACGGAGACGGCGAACCAACUGAUAACGCCGCGAGGUUUUAUAAAUGGUUUUUUGAGGCGAAGGAGAGGAACGUUUACUUGGAUAACCUCCAGUAUGGUGUUUUUGGCCUGGGGAGCCGACAAUAUGAACACUUUAACAAGAUUGGUAUAGAGGUAGAUAGAAUUCUCGCUGAGCAAGGUGCAAAACGUAUACUUCCUUUGGGGCUUGGUGAUGAUGAACAAUACAUUGAGGAUGACUUUACCGCAUGGAAAGAUCUCGUGUGGCUAGAGCUAGACAAGCUACUUUGUGAUGAGGAUGAUGUAGCAGGAUUAUCUGCUGAGUAUGUUGCCAGCAUACCUGAAUACCGUGUUGUUUUCCUAAACCAUGGAGACGAAUCCCAGAUGCAGAGGAAACCGAGCCUUGCCAAUGGCCAUUCUGUUUACGACCUCCGAAAUCCUUGCAGGGUCAAUGUGGCUGUUAGGAGAGAGCUUCAUACCCCAUUAUCUGAUCGUUCUUGCACUCAUCUGGAGUUCGACAUCUCUGGAACUAGUCUCAAAUAUGAGACUGGAGAUCAUGUUGGCGUGUAUUCAGAGAAUACCUCUGAGACUGUGGAGGAGGCUGCAAGGCUCUUAGGAUAUCCAGAAGAUACAUACUUCACCCUACAUGCGGAAAAAGACGGAACACCACUUAGCAGUAGCUCUAUUCCACCUCCAUUUGAAACGCCUAUUACUUUGAGAGAUGCACUUGCUAAAUAUGCUGACCUUUUGAGUUCUCCUAAAAAGGCUGUUUUAAUUGCUCUAGCUGCUCAUGCUUCGGAACCAACUGAAGCCGAAAGGCUCAAAUUCCUGGCUUCGACAGAUGGAAAGGAUGAAUAUAAUCAAUGGGUUGUGGCAAGUCAAAGGAGUCUUCUGGAAGUCAUGGCUGAAUUCCCUUCAGCCAAGCCUCCUCUAGGUGUUUUCUUUGCAGCUAUAGCUCCUCGCUUACAGGCCCGUUACUAUUCGAUAUCAUCUUCUUCAAGGGUUUCACCUUCUCGAAUUCAUGUCACAUGUGCAUUAGUGCAUGGACCAACAUCAACAGGAAGAAUUCACAGAGGAGUUUGUUCGACUUGGAUGAAGAACUCAAUUCCACAAGGAGAGAAUCAAGAAUGUAGCCAGGCUCCUAUUUUUGUGAGACAAUCAAACUUCAGAUUGCCUUCCGAUACCUCGGUUCCAAUAAUAAUGAUUGGCCCUGGCACAGGCUUAGCACCCUUCAGAGCCUUUUUGCAGGAAAGGCUUGCACUCAAAGAAGCUGGAGCUGAGCUUGGCCCUGCCAUUCUCUUCUUCGGUUGCAGGAACCGAAACAUAGACUACAUCUACGAGGAUGAGUUGGACAACUAUGUAAAGCAAGGGGCUCUUUCUGAGCUCAUCGUGGCUUUCUCUCGCGAAGGUCCGCGCAAGGAAUACGUGCAGAACAAGCUGUCUGAAAAGGCUUUGGAUGUUUGGAACAUCAUCUCUCAAGGUGGAUACGUCUACGUCUGCGGUGAUGCCAAGGGAAUGGCUAAGGACGUGCACAAGGUCAUUCACACCAUUGUUCAAGAGCAGGGAUCAGUUGAAGGCUCCAAGGCUGAGGCUUAUGUGAAGAAUCUGCAAAUGGAAGGGAGGUACCUACGUGAUGUGUGGUAACAGGCUGCUGAGGACGCCUGAGGUUGAGUCAGGGUGCAUUUUUUUUUAUAUAGCAGAGUUGUGGGAAUAAGGCUGGUCGCCUUCUCCUCUAUUAUUUAUUUAUACAGAUAAAAAUGAUUCUUUUGGCAGUGUAACAUCAAUUGUAAGCAACAGCAGUAAAUAAAAAUAUAUUCUUUUUUUAAUAUAAAAUUUAUGUUCCUGAGUCAAUUGUAUAACGACGAUGGUAUAUAUAUACAUAUAUGGCAAAAAUUAUAUCGGUGCUCA
Molecule: messenger RNA, 2492 nt
Organism: Zingiber officinale
Lineage: Eukaryota; Viridiplantae; Streptophyta; Magnoliopsida; Zingiberales; Zingiberaceae
Product: NADPH--cytochrome P450 reductase 3-like
Exons: 17
Coding region: 114-2228 (704 amino acids)
Cellular component (GO): cytosol
Molecular function (GO): NADPH-hemoprotein reductase activity; FMN binding; flavin adenine dinucleotide binding
Source: RefSeq, a predicted model, not a curated record